AUGGUGCCAGCAAAUCGGUUUGGGGCCUACCACCAGGCCUGCCGUCUCGCCAAGAGGACCAACACAACUGAUAAGGGGACGACAUUUGAAGCGAGCGGUCCCCUCUUCCCCGACCAGCGCCGCCACUGUAGUCGGCAGGGGCUUUCCGACCCGCCGUUCCUGAAAGGUUUUUCCUGGUUGUACAGCUGCAAUAAAGGACUUCCCGUCAGCUGGUCAUGUGCUGCGGGAGAAGACAACGAUCAGCCGGCAGGGGGCGCCCUGCAGCCGCCGCGGCGCAUGCGCAAUAGGGAGAGGACAACGAGCCGCCGGCAGGGGGCGCGCUGCAGCCGCCUCUGCGCAUGCGUAGAAAAAGACGACGACCAGCCGGCAGGAGGCGCCCUGCAGCCGCCGCCGCGCAUGCGGAGUAGGGAGAGGACAACGAGCUACCGGCAGGGGGCGCCCUGCAGCUACCUCCGCGUUUGCGCGCUGCCGCCGCGCAUGCGGAGUAGGAAGAGGACAAAGUCGCCGGUAGGGGUCGCCCUGCAGCUGCCGCCGCGCAUGCGGAGUAGGAAGAGGACAAAGUCGCCGGUAGGGGUCGCCCUGCAGCUGCCGCCGCGCAUGUGGAGUAAGGACAGGACAACGAGCCGCCGGCAGGGGGCGCCCUGCAGCUGCCGCCGCGCAUGCGGAGAAGAGGAUAAGGAGCCGCCGGCAGGGGGCGCUCUGCAGCCGCCGCCGCGCAUGCGGAAGGAGGACAACGAGCCGCCGGAAGGGGGCGCCCUGCAGCUGCCGCCGCGCAUGCGGAGUAGGGCCGGAGCGCGGACUACAAGUCCCGUGGUGCACAGCGGGCGGGGCGCCUGCGCGGCGGCUGCCGCCGGUUUCCCCGCCAAAUUCCUCUUGUCGCCGGGCGGGCGAGCCGAGCGGCCGGCCGCCAUGGCGGAGGCAGGGGUCGCGGAGCCUUGCUUGGACCGUGUCGGAGCCGCGGGGCAGGAGCAGCGCCACCUGGAGGCCGUUGCCAUGGCAGCGCGCGGCGCCGUGGAGACCGCGCGGGACCCCCAGGUGGCCGCGGAGGAGGCGGCGGAGGCCGAGACCCGUCCAUCAGUGCCCGGCCCCGAGGGAACCGGCGAGACCGCGCCCGCCUCCCGGGAGCCUCCGGACGAUGACCCGGAUCCCGGCCCCCCGGGACGGGCUUCCGGCCGGUGCUCCUGGCGGAGGUCCAGCCUGAAGGGGACGUACCGGCGGAGAUCGCUUCCUCCCUUUCACCAGGGCAUCACAGACCUCAGCCAGGCCAUCGACAAGGAGAUGGCGGCCGACAAGCGCCUGGGCCGGCUCCUCCUCUCCAGCUUCCAGUUCUCAGUCCUGCAGGUUGAGCCCCUCCUGAAGCAGAUGGACGGCUUCGACUUGGACAGCUUCAGAGCCAAGGCGGCUUCGGUGACGGAGGAGUUCGCGCGCUACACGGAGCGACUGGAGCGCGACGGGACCCUGCAGAGGUGUUGUGAGCCGCGCCCGGGGUCAUCCCCCAACUCGGGCAUGGAAGCAGCGGUGGGCGAGAUGAAGGACUACAUAACCAGGUUCUCCUCCGAGUGUCGGGCGUGGGAUCAGUUGCUGCUGCACUACGAGGACACGGCCAAAGAAGUGUCGAGGCCCCGGGAGGACGCCCAAGUCGCGGCCGAUCAGGUGGACCCCGCCUGGUACCUGGAGACGUCGCAGAGCGAGGUCCUCAGCUCCAAGCCCGACUACGGGCAGAUCGUCAGCGGCCAGGGCCAGGUCUUCGAUUGCAUGGAACUGGUGAUGGACGAGCUGCAGGUGUCGAUGAGGCAGUUGAAGGCCUUUAUGGACGACAGCACCCGGCUCCUCCAGAAGAUGUCCGGCCGGCUCGGGUCAAGAACCUUUCGGCGGCUGGACAACUCCCCCGCCCGCAAACUGCUCAAGUCGCAGCCACCCAAGACCCCCGGCUGACGUCCAGCAAGCUCCCCCGCGGACCCGUCGCCGACCGCCCGGCCUCCGAUGCUUCAACUGUUGCUCCGCUGUUAUCAGCUCCGCGUUAAUGAAAUGAUUAUCUCUAAAUUAUCUCGCGUCAGCUUU
Molecule: messenger RNA, 2061 nt
Organism: Tachyglossus aculeatus (Australian echidna)
Lineage: Eukaryota; Metazoa; Chordata; Mammalia; Monotremata; Tachyglossidae
Gene: DSN1
Product: DSN1 component of MIS12 kinetochore complex
Exons: 18
Coding region: 1-1935 (644 amino acids)
Biological process (GO): cell division; mitotic sister chromatid segregation
Cellular component (GO): MIS12/MIND type complex
Source: RefSeq, a predicted model, not a curated record